AUGCAAAUCCUAUAUUCCCCGACCGCGUGGGCCUUCAAAGUCAGCACGGCGGCGGCGUUGAGCAUGCUCACCUGGAACUGGAGUUUCCGCUUCUCGGAAGAGUCGAUUGUCCCCGUUCAGACGCAAUUGCAGACUCGUGUCACCGCCGACGACAUUUUCUUGUUCUCCCCGAAAUUCUCGUGCGGCGGAGGCCCGUUCAGCAACACCAUGGCGUCGUUGGUCAGUUUCCCCUGCGAUGUGGAGGAGAGUAAGUGGAUUAGAGAGAAAUUUGUGCCGCUUGUGCUCGUAUAAAGCCUCGGUGUGGAGAUAUUAGUCUGUCGGGAAAAUCAUGUGGAUUUGUCGCGCUUUGGGAGUCGCCCAUCAUUGCGUUUCGACGGCUAGCUGCGACAAGAAAUUUGGUGCGCCUACGACCAGGCAAGACAUUUUGCUGCGACAAAUCCGCAUUAUUUUCCCGACAGACUGAUAUUACUUGCGACGAAAAGUCUUGAUACUAGCAUUUUCAUAAAGUACGUAGACAUUUGCACCGUGAAAAUAACAUUUUUGUGCACAGUGCGGCACACGAAAAAAGUCUACGCACUUUAUGAAAAUGCUGCUGCUUUGCACAGUGCAUUUUGGCCCAAAAACGCCAUUUUGCACUGUGCGCUUUGGAUUUCUUGGACACGCACUGUGCAAAACCAAAAGUUCACUUUGCACUGUGCAAACCUCUUUUUUGGGAUUUCGCGACAAAAAAACUUUUUUUGCACAGUGCGAACGCCAAAAGUUAGUCCGAAGCGUCGCUGGAGUGAUUUCGGCGACAUGCACUGUGCAAUUUCUUGUUUUUCGCACCGUGAAAUUGGCUUUUUCAGGUUGUCGCUCGCAUCCUGACUUUUCCGCACAGUGCAUUUGGAAUUUUUUCCCACGCUUGUCGCUCCUUUUGCACGGUGCAAAACUGGGUGACCUGCACUGUCGGAAAAGAAAGUUUGCUUUGCACUGUGCAAUUUCCUGCUUUUUGCACCGUGCAAAUGACUUUUUUGGGAUGUCGCUCGCACCCUGACUUUUUUCGCACAGUGCAAACGCCAAGAGUUACUCCGACGACUUUCCGGACGAACUGUUAUCGGUCUGUCGGGAAAAUAACGGCGGAUCGUCGCGCCUCGGAAUCGCUCAUCAUCGCUUUGCGACUGCAAGCCGCGACUUGGGAUUUGGUACGCGAUAGCGGCGAGGCGAGACAUUUUGCUGCGACGAUCCGCCGUUAUUUUUCCGACAGACUGUUACUAGUCCUUCCGUAAAGUCGCUGGAAUGAUUUCGGCGACGCGCACGGUGCAAGAAAACUCAGGGUGCGAGCGACGUCCCAAAAAGCUCAUUGCACUGUGCAAAAAGCCAAAAAUUGCACAGUGCAAAGUGAACUUUCGGUUUCGCGGGGUGCAUGUCGCCGAAAACAUUCCAGCGACUUUACGGACGGACUAGUAUCAGCUACACCAUUGUUCCCACUAAUUUUUAACCCUCCUCUUUCAGUCCACACCUGCUGCCUAAAACACGACAAGUGCUAUGAUGACAAGACGGACCAAACCACUUGCGACAACAUGUUCUGCAACUGUCUGGCCGAGCUCCCGUGGCAGGGCUCGUUUUGCGAAGUCGCGGCGCACAAAGGCCUCUGUCUGGCGACACACGUCUUCGGUCAUUUGUUCUACGAGCCACAUGAGAACAGUACUACUGUAGAUUCCAGUCACUUACUCAAUUAG
Messenger RNA from Bursaphelenchus xylophilus (pine wood nematode), 1718 nucleotides. NCBI's taxonomy places the organism in Eukaryota, Metazoa, Nematoda, Chromadorea, Rhabditida, Aphelenchoididae. The record is from the annotation of a GenBank genome assembly.